This is a messenger RNA of Daphnia pulicaria, 2072 nucleotides long. RefSeq lists its product as uncharacterized. The coding region runs from base 267 to 1526 and encodes 419 amino acids. Lineage: Eukaryota; Metazoa; Arthropoda; Branchiopoda; Diplostraca; Daphniidae. The transcript has 6 exons. The record is from RefSeq and is a predicted model, not a curated record.
AAGAAUAGUUAAAAAAAUCCUUGGGUAGCAAAUGCCGAACUUUCCAUGAUGGGGAGGUCUUCGUCCCAAGAACCCAAAGGCGUUAGCCUAGUCUACUUUCACUGUAUAGGAUUUAGCUGGCAGAUCUGCGCACGUCUCGGUCAUUUGAUUGUUUGUCAUUCUCCGUGCUUGAUCACGAACAAGUCGCGCUCGUUCAAGUGAAAUAAGGUGUACCGUGUUUUUUUAAGACUUUCUUGCCGACAACUGGAUUAUUUCUCUUCGUCAACAUGAAACUAACCGCCAGCUUAUUUGUCGUUUCGUUGUUUGUGAUUGUCUGCGCCCAACCUGACCGGCCGAGGACUAGAGCCAUUUCAAGAGGUGAGAUUACAUUUAGUGGCAAUGCUAACUUUGGCGAGACGUCUAGAAUUAGAUCUAGAGUCGGUGUUGAUGCUAGAACCAGUAGAGUUGAUGCUAAACCUAGCAAUGUCGAAUCUAAGCCAAGAUUUACCGCCAAACCCAGAGAAACUAGAGUCGAACCUAAACCUAAUGUUCCAGCUAAACCUAAUGUCGAAGCUAAACCAAGAUUUACUGCCAAACCCAGAGACGCUAGAGUCGAAACUAAACCCAGAGAAACUAGAGUUGAUCAACCUAAACCAAGAUUCGAAGCUAAACCUAUUAGAAUCGAACCUAAACCUAAUGUCGAGGCUAAGCCAAGAUUCACCGCUAAACCAAAAGCCGAAGACAAGCCAGUCCUCGAAGCAAAACCAAAAGUCGAAGAAAGGUUUAUAGAAGAGGAUUUCCCCAUUGAAGAAGAUGGCACUAAGGAUAAGGAAGAACCUAGCCUCCAAACCGAAGGUAAACCAUCGAUCGAUGUCGAUGACAACACUGUGACAGGUAACCCAUCCACUGAAGUCAGGGGUAACGUUAUGACAGGCAAUCCAAUGGUUGACGUCAGUAACGCAGCAGCAGUCAACGGAAGUAACUGUCAACAAAACGAUUUACUCAACCGCUUAUUACUACGAGUGCUUUUAAGCUCUAUGAUGACGACAACCACCCAGAAUCCUCUAAUGGAAAAUAUCAACCGUCUGUUUAACAUAAAUCCGACUUCGACGAGUCCAGCAACAGUGAUUACUUCCACAGCCGUUUCAACGGUCACUCAGCUCUUCUCUACUAUUGUCAAUGUGAUGUUCAGAAACAGGAAAUUACCGACAACAAUCUAUUCCAGCUCAACUCUAGUGGUGACGGAGAUCCAAACAGUAACCUCCACCUUCUCUUCUGUGGAACCUUCCGCUCUUUUCCGCUUUAAGCGAGAUACUGAACUAUUUGACGAAAACCAACUGCAAUCUUCACUUCUUGAAUCAACCUCAGUCUCCAAACUGAGAAUAGAACCAACACAGCCGCUGCCCACAUCAUCCGACUUUGCUUCCCACCGUGAUGCAAUGGAACCGGCAAUUGAUAUUGAUCGUUUAAUGGCCGCACUUAAUCAUCCCGAUAUCCGGGAAGCAUGGAAUAAUUUCUUACAAGUUUUGUUUAGAUUUUUGGAAUGAGGCAUAAGCAUUGAGAAUAUAUCACCUCUGCACAAAAUAUGAAAAAAAAAAAAACAACAAAAAACAACGAAAAAAAAAAACAAAAAAAAUAUAUAAAUAAAAUAAAAACAAAAAAAUACAGAUUAUAAAACUAUUAAUAGAACUGGAAGUAGAUUACAGAAUGUUUUUUACGUACUAGUACUUCGAUUGGUCAAAAUGGAAGUAACAUUGUGGGCAUAUUUCUUGUUCUCGACAAAGUUGGAGUCCAGCCCACGUUGUUGAGCGGAAGCUUUAGUUGUCCAAACAACUUUCACUCAUUGAAUUUUUUCCUGAUUGUAGCCUCUUUCUCGAUUCUGCUGUUGGAGGUCAACCUUUUAGGUUAACGGACCGUGACGGCCCUUCUCCAGGGUUCGAAUGAAUGGUUUCAGGCAAAUUCUUCUCAUUGAUACCUCAUUCAUAAAAUUUAAUAAUCUCAAAAUAACUGAUUGAAAGACUCUUUAAACAACUUUUUAUUAUUUGAAUCGAACUGAAUAUAGCCCAAAAUAUAAUGUUUCUACUGAAAAUCGA